GACGCUCAAAGGCGGAAAAAUACAUUUCGCUGGCAACUGCACAACAAUCAUCCGGCUUCCGCCAACUACGCACACACAUUUUGCUGCGAGACGGUCACGGCGACACACAUAAACAACUUAACACAAUGCCAAGAAAGAAGGACGCCAACAGAGGUGGCAAUAGCGUGCCCAGACUUAGAGAGAACUCAAGACUGAUGCGCGCACACGAAUCUGUGGUUGAUUUAAUAAAUGGACGUCCCUCACAGAACUCUUUCUUUGAUCUCCUUGCCCCUGCUUUCUUUGGUUAUGAUUUUGGUUUUUUUAGGCCCUUUGAUGCUGAACUGGAGAAUGACAUCAUAUAUUCUGACAGUAGUGAUGAUGAGCCAUAUUAUUCAAACAGUGUUACUCAGAGGCCUCUCGCUCCACACCCACGGAUAAGACAACUGACUCAAGAGGAGGCUGAUAAACAUGCAAAAGAAUUGUUGGAGGAAGAGGAACGGCGUAAAGACAAAGCUGAAAAGAACAAGCGUAAGAAAUUGCGUAAAAAAGAGAAGAAACGGUUAGAAAAGGAGAAUGCAGUUAAAGAGAGUUUACCUGAGGAAGAACCAGACAUGUCUACAUCAUCACAAAAUCAGGGAGAAUCUCCAAUUAUUAAAAGUAGUGUAGAAGAGAAUAAAUCUUCUGUUCCUGUUGCUGCUGAAACACAAAAUGAUCCUGUGGUCGCUGGAUGUGACAACAGCAGUGGUAGUAAUGAAAAAGAUAAUGCAGUGAAUUUGAAUGGGGAAGCAGGAGGGGAAUCAAAGGUUUUGAAUUUAAAUAAUUCAUUUGUUUCUACUUCUACAUUUGUGGAGACGGACCCACCAGAACCGACCCACAUAACGGGGAAAAAGAAGAAGAAAAAACAGUUGUUGGUUGUUCAGCAGCCUAAGGAGGAAGAGCCUGAGGUUCUGAAAGAGCCUGAGGUUCUGAAAGAGCCUGAGGUUCAGGAGAAGGAAGAAAACCACAGCAUUAAAGAGAAAACAGUGGAGGCCGGUGUAGACGAUUUUGCCAAAAGGAGUAGAGAACUUGCUUCUAUUGGAAAUCGUGUGGCUGCUGCUGGACAGUAUGAGAUGGCAGUGAAAUGCUUUACUGACGCCAUUAAAUACAACCCAAAGGAAUAUAAGUUAUUUGGAAAUCGGUCCUUCUGUUAUGAGAGAAUGCAGCAGUAUGAAAACGCUCUCCGGGAUGCUGACCUAGCACUCUCCAUGGAGCCAAACUGGAUAAAAGGUUUAUUUAGGAAAGGGAAAGCUCUCUGUGGGUUAAAGAGGUACUUUGAGGCCUCUCUGACCUAUAAGGAGGUGCUGAGGCUGAACAGCUCGAGCACUGAGGCGGCGCUGGAGCUGAAGCGAGCGCAGACUCUGCACCUCAUGGAAAUGGGAUUCACCUGGGAGCAAAGCUCUGAAGCCUUAAAAGCCCACACCUCUUUGGAAGAAGCUAUUGAAGCUCUGUUUAGCGCUCAAGGUCAACAGAGUCCUGGAGAUGGUCAAGCCAGAAAGGAAAAUACAAGUCCUGUAAUGGUACAGGGAGAGGUGGAUGAGGAGGGCGAGUGGAUUGUCAUGACAACGGGCCGUCUGAGAGCGCAGCCGGUGAAGGAGUCCAACGCUGCCAGCCAUACCACACCAAACUCUCAAUCCCCGACCCCCAUGUCAAGGAACUCGGGGGUCAAACCGGAGCUUUUUCCUGUUUGGGUUGGAUCUUUGGCCCCUACUGUCACUUAUGCAACGCUGGCCACCGUCUUCAGCAGAGCUGGACCUGUCUACAGCAUCAAGAUGCUUCUGGAUCACCAGUGUGCCUUCGUGCACUACACCAGAAAGGAGGACUGUGAGAAGGCCAUCCAGAUGAUUAAUGGGAUGGUGGUCGAGGGGGCUCCUCUGGCUGUGCGGUAUCCCAAUAAAAUCCACACAGAGCUCGGCGUGUCCAAAUCAGCUGCCACCGAUCCAUUUUUUCGUUCCAUCGCAGGCCCUGCCGCCGGCAAGAAUAUAAAAGAGUGUUUUUUCUGGAGGACCACGGGCUGCACCAAGCAAGAGAGCUGCAUCUACAGACACGUCCCCGAGCACAAGAAUAUCGACAGGCACAAAGUCAGACUGUAGAUUGACAGCUGAUCAACUGGGGGACGAAAAAGCAAAGUCUCUUUCUGCUUUCAGGAGUUUUGUCAGGAAUAUUUUCCCUUUUUUUUUUUUUUUUUUUGAUGUGGUGAAAUCAUAUUCGGUUUUACAUUUUCUCAAGCCGUUGUGGAAAUUUUCACACUGUGGCAGCACACCACUGUCAGAUAAACAUGUUGAAUUACAUGAUAAUACUGAACUGUAAUGUUUUCAAGAGAGAAUGUGCCUUCUAGAAACACUUAUAUCACGCACCAGGUUUGGAGCAUUCCUUUAGUAGUUUUUUUUCCCCCAGGAAUUGUUUGAGUUUAUUUUUCCAAGUCUUUGCUUUUACUUUUUUGCUAUGCCUGUUUUUGCACAUUCAGUAAUGCGCCACCUGAGUACUGCAUCUGUCAUCUUAGUGUUUCAGUGUUUUGCUGGCAAUUGUAUUUUCUCCCUUAUUAGCUUAGGUAAUGGAACAAUAAGCACAACAGAGUGAGAUCUAAAUAUCUAGCCAAAAGUGAAAAUGGACAAACCUUAGAGCUUUUUUUAAUAAUUGGUUUAAUAUUAUGUCACUAAAGUGACUCUAAAUGAGUGUUUGUUUACUUCUACAUUUGCUGUAAUUCUUUAAAUUCUUUUAAUUUAACAGAUUUUUUUUCUGUUCAAAGACCACUAGAUGGCAGUGUUAACUUCAGCCCUUCAGCAUUCCCAAGUUUCCCUGUAAAUUUCAAAAGUCUAUGAUUCAUGAGAAGUUAUUUCACUAUUGGGUACUUUUGUUGAGGCCUGUUUUCAUUUUGUGAUUGAGCUUGGUAUUAAAACUGUUGGGCGUAGGAUUUGCAAUAUAUGCCUUACACAGUGGAGGUGGCAAUAAUAGUACUGUUGUGAUCAUAACAUGUCCAUAUAUAUAUUUUGUGAUGGCCUGUGCAACUGUGAAGAAGAAAGAAAAUGAGUGUAAAGUUAGAGCAUCUCUUGAAAUGUGCUGCUGUAUGACAUAUCAUUUGCUAAGUUGUUGGAGGGUUUGAUCCGAAGUGCCUUGCAAAAGCAUGAACACCUGCAUUUUAACACGGGUGGCCUCAAAGGGAAUUGAGGCUUUAACCCCGGCUGUGUUGGAGUUGUGCUGAACGCAUUCAUCUAUACAAGACCAAAGACUUGGUGUAGGUGGAGCGUUAUAGAUUAGUCUGAAUGUGACGGACUACAAAAAAUAAUAAAGGCAGCCUUAAGAUAAGCAGCAUGAGACUGAAGUAUGAUUUGUGAACUUGAGAGUGAGGCUCAGCAUGCCUCCCCGAGUAAAUCAGGUUAUCACUUUGAGAUCACAGCCAUGACUUACAGAUGGGAAUGUGGUCCUGCAACCGCAAUGUCACAGGUUUGAUCCUGAUUGUGCCAGACACUGAAACCCUCAAUCACUCCGGGCCGAGCUGGGUGAGAGCAUCAGUUAAAUGCUUAAAAUGGUAACCAUUCUUCCCCAGGAUGUUAUCUACAGAUGAGAUCCUUUUAAGCCUAAAACGCCUCCCUUCAGUCUUCCUGACUGUGUCUCCUCACCAUUAAUGUGGGUGGGAUUUGCGCAGAUCCCCUCGCUAAAGCCCGGCAGGUUUGCUGUUUGACUUAGAGCCGCUCAAGGUCAUUUUUUGAUCCCCGUGUUAUGCAAUGUUUGGGGUGUGAAUUACAAAACCCUACCAAGGAGCUGAAUAAUUACCUAAAAACGAAGUUAGCACAGUGAAAAAGUUCAGGCGGUUAGCUGUGAAAAGUGCUUAGUGUUGACCUUACAGGAAGAGCUGCUAUUCUUCUGGGAAUUAAUUGGCUGAUGGUGGCAUACCUCACAAAGCCCUUUUGAUCUGUCUGAGAUUUGAGAGCAUGAAGGGGCUGUAAUACUAAUAAUGUGAACUCUGGUUGAACCCAGAGGCUGCACUGAGACCUGCGGUUGGUACAUUACCAACUUGCAAAAUGGGCCUAUAUUUAAUCUUAUUGGUCCUCGCGGCUUUGCCUUUGCAAGCAACGUGUUUCAGUGCAGAUAAGAGCGAUAAGAGGUUAGGGUUCACAAGCCGGUUGGAUUCAACAUCCCGCCACUCAGCGCCCAGACAAAGCUAGCCCCUUUCUUAACUAAAGCAAACACCAGAAAGAUUAAGUGCAUCUUGUUAAAAAGCCUGUGCGGUUUGUGCAGCUUUUAAAGAUCUCUCUGUCGUACUCUGACUCCUCUCUGUUCUCUCCCUCCCAUCAGCAGGACUACAGAACAAGUAAACGUUGUAACAGAAAUUAACCACCAAACAUGUCAUGCUGCUCUCCUAUUCUUUACUUUUUGAUAUAUGGCUUUGCUGCUAAAUUCUCCUCGCGGCCCCCUCAAGAGAAGUUUGCAGUUGCGGUAAUUGAAUGCAUUGCUUUUACUGUAGGGAUACAUAAUAUAAUUUUUAUUCUAAUUCUGCGGUUUCUCUCUGCUGGUAAAUAAAAUACUGAUGUGACAUGAGGGAAUAGCUGACUCAUAUAUCAACAGUCUGUUUUUGCUGCUCAGGAAGUCAAAAUGAAUGCUGGACUGCGGCUUUGCGACGGCUCAGCCUCCGAGCUGUGCUCGAAACUCAGCCUGCUCAGCAGGACUGCUUGCUGUUUGCUUGCCCUCUGAAAAAUUGUCAUUUUCCCUAUGUUUAUGUGACAUGCUUGGGCCUAGCCUGUUGUUACUUUUGUUGUUUUAUGUUAAUGUGUGGCAGUGGAUUUUGUAUAGAAAAGCAAUAAAUGUCCCUAAAUAGACACUUUAGCUCUGCUUUAAUUAAAAGCAUCCUCAAUUUUCUUGAAUAAGACAAUUCAUUUGAGGGAUUUAACUUCAAAAUGUCAUGUUUUGCCACCAGAAAUUCAUCUGUCAAUUUGUUUGAAGGAGACGCAAUGAUGUGGUGAGCUUAUAUUCUCUUUUGUAAGAUUGUAAGAUGUUGAGAUUAAAUUUUACUGAAACACCAACAAA
Messenger RNA from Myripristis murdjan (pinecone soldierfish), 5040 nucleotides. RefSeq lists its product as uncharacterized. Gene Ontology annotation, molecular function: metal ion binding; protein binding; RNA binding. The transcript has 18 exons. Lineage: Eukaryota; Metazoa; Chordata; Actinopteri; Holocentriformes; Holocentridae. The record is from RefSeq and is a predicted model, not a curated record. The coding region runs from base 126 to 2108 and encodes 660 amino acids.